AUGUAAUAAAACGAUCCUGGUGACAUUAUACUUCAUAUUUAUAAUGAAAAAGAUGAUGGAGGAAAAGAAAUUGUCAAGAAUUUAUCAAAUGAUUACAAGGACAUCAUGUAGUCUUUGAAGAAAAAAUAAAAUGCAUAGUGGAUUUUACUUGAAUUCCAAUCAAGCUAAAUAAUUAAUGAAAAUAAUAUAUAAAACCAUUCAAAGUUGAGAGCCGUUAAAUAAAGGGACCUUUCAAAAAUGAUUGAAUCGUAUGGAACAUUUAUAUAAUUAUAGAAAAAUGAAGAGAUAUAGAACAGCAAAAUAACAAAACUAGAGGAUAUAAUUAAAACAUUAGAACAAUAGGACCUUGAUAAUGUAAUUAAAAAUUAUGCCGUUUAAGGAAAUCAAUUGGUAGUAAAAAAUAAGAAACUAGAAGAAGAAAAUAAAACAUUUUAAAACAAAUUAUAAUAAUAUGAUUUGAAAUAUUAAGAAUCAUAAAAAAUUCAGAAUGAAGUCUUAGAGGAUUUUAUAUAAAAAAAUAAGGAUCUAGAAAAAGUGUAAUAAGAAAGUAGAAGUUUAUAAAAUGAAAUCCAAAGCUUUAAAUUAUCAAAGGAAUAGGACGACCCGAUAAAGAAAUCAAAUGAAUUAGUUGAGAUGAAAGAAUCAGAAAAAAUAGCUUAAAGCAAGCAAAUAGAAAUAAUAGAGAGUAAAGAAUAAGAAAUAACAGAUUAUAAAAAGCAAAUAGAGGAGAAAAAUUUAGAAUUAAUAGCGUAAAGGAAGCGAAUAGCUGAUUUAUGCAAUGAAUUAGAAAAGAAAAAAUAAGAAAUAACAGAUUAAUCAAAUGUGGUAGAGGAGAAAAAAUUAGAAAUAAAAGAUUAAAGUAAGAGAAUAGCUGAUUUAUCAAAUGAAUUAGAGAAGAAAAAAUAAUAAAUAACAGAUUAAUCGAAUGUAGUAGAGGAGAAAAAAUUAGAAAUAAUAGAUUAAAGGAAGCGAAUAGCUGAUUUAUGCAAUGAAUUAGAAAAGAAAAAAUAAUAAAUAACUGAUUAAUCGAAUGUAGUAGAGGAGAUAAAAUUAGAAAUAAAAGAUUAAAGUAAGAGAAUAGCUGAUUUAUCAAAUGAAUUAGAGAAGAAAAAAUAAGAAAUAACNGAUGAAAUACUUUUAGGUUUAGUAUAAUAAUGCUUUGUUGUUAUAAAAACAUUAGGAAGUUGA
Paramecium octaurelia is the source of this 1188-nucleotide messenger RNA. The record is from the annotation of a GenBank genome assembly. Lineage: Eukaryota; Ciliophora; Oligohymenophorea; Peniculida; Parameciidae.